AUGGCUGCACGUGCGGGAAAUUGUGAAAUUUGGGAAUUUGGCUACUGCUUAAAAAGCAUCAUAAAUUGGCCAACUCCUAUCAAUGUGACUGAGGUGCGUAGUUUUAUGGGGUUAGUCGGAUAUUACAGGAGGUUUGUCCAAGAUUUUUCCAAAUUCGCUGUACCGUUUACUCAAUUGACUAAAAAGGGAGCUGUGUUUGAAUGGUUAGAACAGCGGGAAUCUGCUUUUCAGGAAUUAAAAACGAAGUUAACUACAACUCCGGUUCUUGCUUUGCCAUCUAGUAAGGAGGGAUUUUUGAUUUACAACGAUGCUUCCCAUAAAGGAUUAGGGUGUGUACUUAUGCAAAGUGGAAGAGUUAUCGCCUAUGCUUCACGCUAA
Molecule: messenger RNA, 378 nt
Organism: Camellia sinensis
Lineage: Eukaryota; Viridiplantae; Streptophyta; Magnoliopsida; Ericales; Theaceae
Source: RefSeq, a predicted model, not a curated record